CCGCCGUCUCGACAGGAGUACUCUGUCGUCGUUCUUCUCCUUUAAAUCGUGCUCGUAUUGUUGUUCACUACAAUUACUACCGCCUAAAACCAUAAUUUAAUAACAAUAUUUACAAGUACAAUUAUACUUAAAAACAACACAAAUUUUAGUUCUAGUGUUUAAAAAAAAACGAAAAAACAUUUGCCAUGGAGAUAAACAUUUUUGGAGUUUAUUUGUUGUCUCUUUAUUUUUUAAGAGAUAAUUACCAGUAGUUAUUUAAUUAAAUAUAUAUAUCUAUAUUAAACUAAACUAAAUAUAUCGUGAAUGUGGAUAUAAAGUAUAAUCUAUUUAAUAAUGGAGUAUUAAAUAAUUUAAUGGACUGUCUUUAUCUUAUGGAAGUGAAAUAAAAAUCUAAAGAAAAAAAUAUCAUAUAAAUAUAUAAACAUACACUAGAUUAAAAUAUUCAGAUGUGAGUACAUACAAGUUUUAUGUUAGUUUUGUCAUAUAUUUCAACUGGUAUAUAAAGCUCUUGACAACAGUUCGAUUUAAUCGUGGGGAGUACAGUAGGAUUGUUGUCUGCCGCAAAAAAUAGAUUGUCAGUAGUAAAACCUGGAGAAGUUUUAUUUAAAUAAAAUAAUAAUAAAAAAAAAGAAAAAAAGUGGACUUGUUUGAAGCUUCGGAGUGGAGAUCGUACGUGUAUGUUGUGAUCGCGUAGUAAAAUAGUGUUUGAUAAUUUAAAAUAUUAGAUAUUAAUAAGUGUGCCCGGCAGAGAUAAGUGUCAGUACGAUGAUUGUGUAUUGGUGAUAAACCGUUUUAUUUAAUUAUUUAUUUUAUUUUUAUUUUAUUUUAUCUGGUUCUGUUUCUGUGAUUACUCAUUAUCAAUUCCUUCGAGACACAAUGCUCUGGAUAUUACGCAAAAUGGAGUUCCGAUCGGAGCUUUUAAUUCUGAUAAUUGUUUUCUUGGCAGUCUCCACUAAAGCACAAUUACGCACCCCAAGAAUAACGGAGCAUCCAUCGGACAUAAUAGUUGCUAAAAAUGAGCCAGUAACACUAAAUUGCAAAGCCGAAGGCAAACCAGAACCAACGAUAGAGUGGUACAAAGACGGCGAGCCAGUUCAAACAUCCCCAGGUGACGCGAAAUCACACCGCGUGUUAUUGCCCACGGGUUCGCUAUUUUUUCUGCGAGUGAUGCACGGAAAAAAGGAACAGGACGGAGGUGUCUAUUGGUGCGUCGCAAAAAAUCAAGCCGGAAGCGUCAGCAGCAGAAACGCAACUCUCACCGUAGCAGUGUUACGAGAUGAGUUCCGGGCGCAACCUCAGAACACGAGGGUCGCCGCCGGAGAGACCGCACUGCUGGAGUGCGGGCCACCUCGGGGUCAUCCGGAGCCAACUCUACAGUGGAAAAGAAAUGGCCAUGUCAUAGACUUGGAGUCUACUAAACGAAUAACUCUUGUCGACGGUGGAAAUCUUAUGAUUUCUGAUGUCCGACAAACAGACCAAGGAAAAUAUCAAUGUGUCGCUCACAACAUGGUCGGCGACAAAGAAUCUGCUGUUGCGACUCUAACUGUUCAUGUGAAACCAUUUUUCUUGGCGACGCCACAAAACCAAACAGUCCUGGUAGAUCAAACAGCCGAAUUCGCUUGUCGGGUUGGCGGCGACCCGGCGCCUGAAAUCCUCUGGCGAAGACACGAUGGAAAAAUGCCCAUCGGACGUGGACACAUUCUCGACGACAAAAGUCUGCGUAUUGAACGAGUUACGCCCCAAGACGCAGCGACUUAUAUUUGUCACGCGGAAAACGGGGUCGGGGUUAUUUCGGCGAGCGCAACACUCACCGUCCAAUCACGACCGGUCUUCACAAACUUCCCGAAGGAUGAAACCGUGAGCGGUGGUUCGGACGUAUCAUUCGCCUGCUCAGCCCGUGGUGCACCGAAGCCUUCGAUUUUCUGGACCCGUGAAGGCUCCCAGGAGCUGAUGUUUCCCGGCAAUGUGUACCAGGGCCGUUAUACAGUAAGCGAAGACGGCAGUUUGCACAUAAAGCAGGUUGUUAAGAAGGACGAGGGACACUACGUCUGCAGCGCAAUAAGUCAAGCUGGUGCCAGCACGGCAACCGUUUUUCUUCAGGUUACGCCGAUCGAAGAAGUUCCUCCGCCAAUAAUAGAACUAGGACCAGCAAAUCAAACACUGCCGCUUAAAAGUACCGCUUAUUUGCCAUGCCGAGCAGUGGGUACACCAACACCCCGCGUUCAUUGGCACAAAGACGGUGAUUUAGUGCCUCUGGGUAGCCGAAUAACGAUGUCCAGCAACGGGACAUUAAUAGUUAACGAUUUAAUAAUGGCCGAUGGUGGACUGUACACGUGUAUCGCCUCCUCCGAGUCUGGCAACACGUCAUGGUCAGCCACCUUGACCAUAAGCUCUGGUACGACACUCCACAAAACCCCAGAUAUCUCAGCACUGCCGCAAAAUCCGAGUAAACCGAGAAUAGUCAACAUUACCAGCACCUCGGUAACGCUCACAUGGAGUCCAGGUCAGGAGGGCAAAAGCAAAAUAAUUGGCUACAACAUCGAGUACUUCAGCAGUAAUUUAAAUACCGGAUGGGUUGUCGCCGCGACUGGCGUCACUGAUGACACCUACACUGUAACUGACUUGAAGCCCGACACCAAAUACGUAUUUCUUGUUCGCGCUGAAAACAGCCACGGACUAUCACUGCCGGGUCCAUCGUCAGAUACCGCUCACACCACCAGCCAAAACCAGUACUCAGUUCCCCAAAUCGAACUGAUUCGCGCCCGCGAUCGACUCAACAGCGAAAUUCUUCAUCUCAGAGAAGUUCAACCCGUCAGCAGUACCAGCGUCAAAAUAAUGUGGGACAUUCUCGGCGCAGCGGAUUUGGUCGAAGGUCUCUACAUAAGAUACCGCGAGAUUUCCAACAAACCAGAGUACCAGAUGGUAACAGUUUUAAAUGCCGGUGCUACGAGUUAUGUUUUGACGAAUCUUAAAAAAUACACGUUAUACGAAUUUUUUCUCGUCCCUUUUUAUAAGACAAUUGAAGGCAGACCAAGUAACGUCCAAUUGGCCACGACAUUAGAAGACAUACCAUCAGGUGCACCGGAAAACGUCCACGUUGGUAUGAUAAAUAUGACCUCCGCGUUCGUACGGUGGGAGCCACCGCCAAAAAAUGAGCAAAAUGGAGAAUUGAUCGGGUAUAAAAUCCAAAUAAAGAGUAAUAGCAGCAAUAAAGUGCUGGGACAAAUGUCAUUAAAUGCAUCGACAACUUCUGUUAUUAUAAAUAGUUUAACAACCGGAGGUUUGUACACAGCACGUGUUGCUGGUUUAACACGAGCCGGUAUUGGUCCCUACUCAAACCCAACGAUAUUGAAUAUGGAUCCUGGACAAUUGACACAAUUACCCCCACGAACUGAUCCAAGUCACGGUGGGAUGUCUGUAGUUACGGAGACUUGGUUCUUGGUAUUGAUGAUCACAAUGGUGUUUACUGUUGUCGCUGGACUGGUUGGUGUCCUCUAUAUGCGCCGUAGACAGGCUAUGAGCAAACAAUUGGGACAUCUCAGCGUACCAGUAGGCACUGCCAAUGACAUUUGUCAACUAAAUAAAGACACGCUGUGGCUAGAACGCGGAUGGAGACCAACAAAUACUUUGCAGAGUUCCAAUGACAAAGAUUGCGAGACAAAGUUGUUGAACAAUCAGCAGAUGAUUGCCCCGGGAAUCGUCAGUAUGGCUGGGUCCGAGUACGCGGAAGUAAAUUUGACGACUUUUUACAACACACGCAAACAGUUACAAGCUCCGCCAGAACCUUAUGCGACGACGACCCUGUGUGUUGGUAAUCGCAGUCCAGACUCAAUGGAAGGCAGCGGACAAAAAUCAAACUCCAGUGAUUCCUGCAUGAAGCCGGACUAUUCAAAUUUAGAUUCCAAUCAAGAUCACAACCAAUCUACUUUGUCACCUAGCAGUGACAAUGCCAGCAGUUCGUAUACCGAUGACAAUGCUGACGCGCAGAGACGCACGCAGCAGUAUCGUUUGAACCAAAAUGACAAUAAUCAAACGAGUCAGACGAGUAUGCCUAAUUGGUGUGACAUGUUGCCGCCACCACCUGAACAUCCACCGCCUGCUGGUGGAAGUCUUGUAGGGACUGGUACCAGUGCAGGCGGCACAUCGCUGUCUGCGAGGAUGCAGCAGCAAAUGGCGGCAUUUAGUCCCCAUCUGGCAAAACGCAGUGUCCAGAAUGACCUCGAUGGUAUCAAUACAACGAAUUCACAGAGUCCCCCGACACCACCGGUGCGUAUCGGUAACAAUUUUUCGUCAUCACCGACUCCAUGGAACAGUCAGUUGUCAACGCAACAUGACAAUACUAUUGCAGGCAACUAUCAGCAGGGAAGAUACACAACCUUACCACCGCAAACGAAUCCACCUCCAGUUCCAUCGUUCCCUCAAGGCUUCACCCAUUAUGAUUUCAAGAACCAAGAAAAUGAAUACGAAAGCGGAUCUGUGAUUUACGGGCAUCAGAAUGGACUAGGAGAAGACUACCGGAGCCACGACCCGGGCUACAGUCGGCCCAAUCACCCGAACCACCACCUAGACCGCGGCGGGUCCCUCAACGACGAAGUCUACCGUAACCACAAGGACGAAAUGUUCAGAAAUGACAAUCACUAUCAGCAUGAAAACGAAGAGUGGGACAGGAAAUCCUGCGACUCAAACACUCAUUCGGAGCUCUGUUGCUCGUGUUCAGAAUCAAGUUGUCUCUAUGCCGAUACAAUGGAAUACAAUAAUCAAUUUGGUGGCACUGGCCCUGUAACUGGAGGCAACGGAUGCGGUCAUAACAACAGAAAUAACUCGUCGAGAAAUAGAAAUAAUAGAAGCCCGCGUAGGAGGAACAAUCGCGCGGUAUCACCUACCUACAGCAGCGAUAGCAACUACUCGUGUAUUCCUCAGAGACAAUGCGGUCCUGUUAAUUCACAGGAACGGCUCAGGCACAAUCGCAGUAAAGACAAAGUGCCGAGUUUCACAAGAACCGGAGGCUACGCACAGCACAACUCAUCAGCAUCGAACACAAUGAGCAGCACAGGUAGCCAAAGGUACAACAAAUUAAACAGCCUCUUUAAUCCAAACGGCUUGACAGAUGCAACAACACGGCUGAGCGAUCAUCGAGAGAGUUAAAUCGUCACCAUAACUGAUAAAGUUAAAUAAAGUUAAAUAUAAAUCGGCCACGAUUCUUGCCAACGAAUGGCCUGCUGUGAGAGUACCGUAAUCCUUUAAUUAAACACUAUUAAUUAAAAAAAAACUAACAACAAUUAUAUAGUAACUAAUAAUUAAUAAUCAAUAACUGAUAGAAAUUAAAUAACGUUCUGCUCUCGCAUUGUCAUCAGACAAUCGAUGCCAACCCGAGCAAUACUCAAUUUUAAAAAAAAUAUUAUUAUGUACGUUGUUUUAUAAAUGCCAUUUAUGUCUUUUCAUAUUAUUAUUAUUAUUAUCAUCACUAUUACUAUUAUUGAUAAUUAUAAUUAUUAAUAAAAAUAAUAAUUAACACUAGCCAUCUGUUGAUAAGUCACGGCGAUAAGAGAAUAAGCUAUUAUUAUUAUUGAAUAUUUAUAUAAAUAUAUAUAUAUGUGGCAUUUAUUUUAAAUAGACUGUAAAUUCUCCAUCGUCACGACAAAUAAUUACACAUUAUUUUCGAUAAUAUUCCCAAUUAAUUGUUAAGUAUAAUAAAUAAAACUCAACUUAAUUAACGACCGAGAAGCUAAUUAGUCGACAGUCUCUUCCAGAUAAGAGUAAUUGAUAAAUACUUAUUAUUUAAUAGUAAGAUUUAAUAAUCGAGUGUACGGCGUAUUAAUCAUAUCAAUGGUUUUUGUAUACAUUGUAAAUAAAUUAUUAUUAAUAAUUAAUAUAAUAAUUAUAAAAUUUAGUCACUAGUAUUUAAAUUAAUUGUAUUUAUAAGCUACGAUUAGUAGCAGAGAAACUUAUAGGGGACUAGGAUCUACACCCAGCAACUAAAAAUUUAUCAUAAAUAAAUAAAUAAAAAAUAUAUAAUGUUGAAUUAAUGUACAGCUUCCACGUAAAAAUAAUCUCAGUUGAUUGUAUUUAAAUAAUUUAAUGUAACUGAUUAUUAAUUUUAGUCUACGUGAUUUAAAAUAGAGAGGGGAUUAAUAAAAACGUUUUUUUUUUAUUUGUUGUUUGUUAGAUUAUUUAAAAAAUAUGACAAGCUCUUUGUUAAGACAAUAGUUACUGUAGUUACUGAAUUGUUUGUUCACUGAUAAUAAUGAUAAUAAUAUUAAUAAUUACAUAAAUAAAAGAAUAAAAAGGUUCCCUAUUGUCUCAUGUAGAUAUCACAUGUGAAUACUGACGGUAAAUUAAAAAUAUAUAUAAGUUAUAUUUAAUAUUUGUAUUGUAUUAUUUUUUUUUUUUAAAUGAAAAUAAUUACUAUUGCGGUAAUUGAUUGUAAUAUUAAUUAGAUAACUUUGAUGCCAUGUAAUCGCUCAAAUUAAAUGUAUAAUUAGUCGAUGACUAAUUGCCCAGUACAUUUCAAUUGGAGUUUAAAUUCUGUUAAUUAUAUUUUACGAUAAAAUAAAUUAUUUAGAUCUGAUAAAUAAAAAAA
Molecule: messenger RNA, 6580 nt
Organism: Microplitis mediator
Lineage: Eukaryota; Metazoa; Arthropoda; Insecta; Hymenoptera; Braconidae
Product: protein sax-3
Exons: 8
Coding region: 877-5145 (1422 amino acids)
Biological process (GO): cell-cell adhesion; axon guidance; Roundabout signaling pathway
Cellular component (GO): axon; plasma membrane
Molecular function (GO): protein binding; axon guidance receptor activity
Source: RefSeq, a predicted model, not a curated record